UAUAUAUUCAAGUAACACUACGAUUUAGUAAAUCUAUUUUUUAAUUUUUAUUUUACUGCAUUUUCUAAACAUAUUUUUUAAAAAUGAUUUAUUUUACUAUUUUAACUUGUUUAUUAGUUAACUUAUCAGCAGUAAGCACAUCCGUAAAAGAACGUCAUUGCAAUUUUUCAAGAUACAUAUUCAGUUAUUUUAUAUAUUGUGAACGAUAUUUGUUACGCUUUAAUAAAACUGUCGAAAAUAUCUCUGAAGAAGAUUUAAAAAAAUACGGAGAAGCAAUUCAGUCUCAUAGUGAUAUCAUAUUAUUGAUGCUUGCAGAAUUAUACUGUUUGAAAAGUGAUUAUUACGCGAGAGACUUGAUGGCUGUAAAUUUAUAUCUAAACAAUGUAUCAGGGUCAGUCAAUAUAAUUAGUAUAAACAUAUCUAAUGAAAAUACAAAAGAAAAUAAGAUAUUGCUAUUACUGGAAGGGUACCAGAAGAUUCAUGAACAUAUUUCGGCACAGUUAUUUCAUUAUAUUAGAAAUGAAUGUAAUGAUGAAAUAGUGGUGUCAAAAUUUGUAGUAUAUCCAAAAAUUAUAGAUGAAUCUUGCACACUAAAUAUGGAGCAAUUAAUUUUGGUAACUAAGGAUCUAGAAAAUAAAAUUACGAAGGAAAUAAAUACUAACUCAUGUACACAUAACUCUAAACAUUUAUUUUAUCCAAAAAAUAUAAUCCAUUAUGAUUUAUUCACCUACCAACCUAUUGAAAAUGAAAAUAAUUUUAUGGAUGGAUCUCAAAAAAGACAAAUUAAAGCGAACGUAGCACACGAUUACUUAAAUCUUCUGCGAUUUACUCCCUUAAAUAUACAAUGUGCGGACGGUAGUAAUUUAACUUUAUCAGAUGCAUUUCGAUUCAUAAAAUUCCAUUUUUAUCAUCGUCAUGUAGCAUCAUUUCAAAAACUAAUUAGAAGAUUUAUAUUAUAUCCUUGUUUAGUAUUAUUAAGUAAAUAUUAUAAUCUUCUUAUUAGUCUUACAACUUCCAAUAUAAACUCAUGGUAUUACAAUAAAAAUAUUUGUCCACUUAUUACACCAUUAGCCAAUACAGUAAUAGAAUAUCUGAAUAAAAUAAAAGAUCUUAAUAUUUUAGAAGAGACAUGUUAUGAUUUAGUUAGCUACUGUAAAAAAAUAAUAAAACAACUUUUGGAAGUUUUUGAUAGUAAUUGGCCAAUUACUAAUAAUAAUAUACUCAUCAAUCAUUUUGAAUCAUUAAAAUAUGCUUCGUUUCACAAAGGCAUAAAGUUGGAAAGGGAACCAACCAUUACAAUUACAGAGGAUAAUUUCUAUUUUAACUACAACAGUAUUAUUCAUUAUGGAAAUCAAGUGAAAAACUAUAUUAUCCAACUAGUAAAACACAAAGAUUUGAUUAUUUCACAAAUGCAUUUGCACAAACAAAGGAAACGAGGCAAUAUACGACAAAGAAAAUUUUUGACUGAUGCUGUUAUUGAUAAAUUAUGUAAAAAUGAUAUAUACAAAACUUUGAAUGGAACAAAUGAUUUGGACGAAAUUGAAGAAGAUUUGGUAAAUGAUGAUAAGUUUGCAGAACUUGGAUUUGUAAAAAUUGAAACAUCCUUAUCUAGUAUUCACAACGUGACAAGUAUUGAUAAGGCGAACGAAUUGGAUAAUGAAACAACAGAUGCGUCAACACAUAUCUUAUUUUACAUGGUCGAUUAUUUAAUGUAUACAAUUCCUAUCAGCACAAAAAAUGAAUAAUGCAUGCAAUAAGUUCAAAAUAAAAAUUUCGUAAAAAAUCAAAUAAUGCGUAAUAUUUUUUUUUAGUUCAAAAAAUAAUUGUAAUACUGAUAAAGUUUACUUUUAAUAUUUUUAAUUACAUAUUUAUCUCAAUAUAAGGUAUAAGAAAUAUUUUUGAUGUUCAGCUCUUAUAUAUUAUGAGAGUAUCAGCUUUUGUACAACUUAUGUAACUUUAAAUAUUAAUUUUAUGACUAUUUUUUUAGCUUCGAUGCGAAGCUGAGAAGGUAUUAAUUUUACUGUGAUGUGUUUUUUAUUUUUAUCUGUUACCAAUUUUCUCAGCUAUUAUCGAACCGAUUUUUUCAACGAUACGUCAAAAGAUCAUAAGUCCUAUCUAUUCGAAGACAUUACCCUCAAAUUUGAAAUAAUUUCCCUUAUUUCCCGUAAAUGGGGGGAAUAUCCAAAAAAAUUACAAAUUUAAAAAUCCCUAAAUUUCGACAUUUUUUCAAUUUUUAUUACUUAAAAUUGCCAUAACUUUCUUAAAAAUGAACAAAUCAAUAUAAUUUUUUUUUUCAUAGAUACUGAUGUCUUUACCUAUCAUUUUGUAUAUUUUUUUUAUAAAUCUGACUUUUUACCUGCCCACAGGAGGGGAUUUAAAAUGACAAUUUUUUUACAAAAAAUUAACAUUUUCAACUUAAAUUUUGAAAGUGUUUAG
Molecule: messenger RNA, 2436 nt
Organism: Daktulosphaira vitifoliae (grape phylloxera)
Lineage: Eukaryota; Metazoa; Arthropoda; Insecta; Hemiptera; Phylloxeridae
Exons: 2
Coding region: 84-1745 (553 amino acids)
Source: RefSeq, a predicted model, not a curated record